GGACUGUAAAUUUACUGUACUCCCAUUGCCAGCCCAAUCGUGAUUUUGUUUUCAGCUGCGUCUCGUAACCCAGCGAGCGAGAAAGAGAGAGAUGACGACGAUACGCAGAUUUUGCUGCAACGAUCUUCUCCGAUUCGCUUCUGUGAAUCUAGACCACCUAACUGAAACCUUCAACAUGUCCUUCUAUAUGACCUAUUUAGCAAGAUGGCCCGACUAUUUCCAUGUCGCCGAAGGCCCCGGAAGCCGAGUCAUGGGUUACAUUAUGGGAAAAGUUGAAGGGCAAGGUGAGUCUUGGCAUGGUCACGUUACUGCCGUAAGUGUUGCUCCAGAAUAUCGAAGGCAGCAAUUAGCUAAGAAACUGAUGAACCUGCUAGAAGAAAUCAGUGACAAGAUUGACAAGGCUUACUUUGUGGAUCUUUUUGUAAGAGCAUCAAACACACCAGCAAUAAAGAUGUAUGAAAAGCUUGGGUAUGUAAUCUAUAGACGGGUGCUGCGCUAUUAUUCCGGGGAGGAAGACGGGUUGGAUAUGAGGAAAGCAUUAUCUCGGGAUGUCGAGAAAAAGUCCAUCAUCCCCCUUAAGCGACCGAUUACUCCCGAUGAAUUAGAGUGUAUGGUAGAUAGAUUUGGAUGGUGCAACCAUUCGUCCUAUCAACUGGUUACUUCUUGUGUUUUCUACCUCUUUCUUUCUCUGCUUAUUCUUGUUCUUCUUCGUUAUAAUAUUUCGUUAUAAUAUAAUGUAAUUAUGAAGAGUAAAUAUCUUUAGAAGAGUAUUAUACGAUUAAUUCAACGACUAAAACAGUCGUAUAAUAGUCUACAAAAUAGCAUUACUCAAUUAUAA
This is a messenger RNA of Corylus avellana, 838 nucleotides long. RefSeq names its product Acyl-CoA N-acyltransferases (NAT) superfamily protein. Gene Ontology annotation, cellular component: NatB complex. The record is from RefSeq and is a predicted model, not a curated record. Gene Ontology annotation, molecular function: protein-N-terminal amino-acid acetyltransferase activity. Gene Ontology annotation, biological process: N-terminal peptidyl-methionine acetylation. NCBI's taxonomy places the organism in Eukaryota, Viridiplantae, Streptophyta, Magnoliopsida, Fagales, Betulaceae.